UAUCUUACAAGAAAAGGGUCCCCAUUUUGAAUAAGGAUUCGAAUUUAAAAAAAAAGUCAAAUAAAAGAAGCGAAGUACAAUAGAGAUAGCUUUGUACCAACUAUUCAUUUAUUCAGAGCAAACGAAAACCACACAAGGCCUAUGCACCAGUGAUAACAACAUUUCCAGCCCUUUUAACUCUCUAUUUCUUUCUUUGGGGAAGGAAGUAAGCACAUCACUGUAAUCAAGUACUUAUUCCACCAGGGAAGCAUAUAAGGACACAGUGGUCCAUCUCUCGUCUUUUCUUCCUCUUUUUAAACACUUCAACACACACAUUCAUUCUAAACCCCAAGCCCAUACAUCCACACUGCUUAGUCUAUAGACUCUAUACCAUAGUUUCACCACCACCUAGCUUUACCAGAAAUGGAGGGUCAGAGAUCACAACGCUGGGGUUACUUGAAAGACAAGGCUAUAGCCACCAGCCUUGCUGAAGAAGAAACGGAGAAUAGCAUGGAUGGAGAGGAGGAUGAUACUGGAGAUGAAGACAAAAGGAAGAGAGUGAUGGAGAGAGCUAGAGGUCCUAACACAGAACGUGUUCCCUUGCGGCUGUGCCUGGUCGAUAGGUGCACUGCUAACUUAAGUGAGGCCAAGCAGUAUUACCGCAGACACAAAGUCUGUGAGGUUCAUGCAAAGGCCUCUUCUGCAACUGUUGCUGGAGUCAAGCAACGUUUUUGUCAACAAUGCAGCAGGUUCCAUGAGCUAGCAGAGUUUGAUGAAACUAAAAGAAGUUGCAGGAGGCGCUUAGCUGGACACAACGAGAGGAGGAGGAAGAUAUCUGGUGACAGCUUCGGAGAAGGGUCAGGCCGGAGAGGGGUUAGCUUGACACAGACUCAAGAAAGAAACAGGAUAGACAUGAAACUUCCUAUGACUAACUCACCAUUCAAGCGACCACAGAUCAGAUAAAACAAUAUCAACUCACCCAAACGCUCUCUCUCUUCUGUCAUCUACUUAUGUUCUAUGUGUACGUUCUCUUGUUAUCCAAAUAAUGGCAUCUAACCAUGUGGUAUUAUCUCCUACACCUCUAUAUAACUACAAAACUCUAGUAACCUUUAUGUAAUCAUGUAAAGGAUGCCUAUCCACAAAUGUAUAAGACCUUAUCAUACUCUUGUAUUGUCUAAUUAUGUUUCGUAGUAGUCUUAUAUGCUUCAAUAAAUGAUUAUGAUGUGUUCUUUUA
Brassica napus (rape) is the source of this 1213-nucleotide messenger RNA. RefSeq names its product squamosa promoter-binding-like protein 5. The record is from RefSeq and is a predicted model, not a curated record. Gene Ontology annotation, cellular component: nucleus. Gene Ontology annotation, molecular function: DNA binding. The transcript is spliced from 2 exons. NCBI's taxonomy places the organism in Eukaryota, Viridiplantae, Streptophyta, Magnoliopsida, Brassicales, Brassicaceae. Bases 403 to 942 code for a protein of 179 amino acids.